AUGGUGUCAGCGGAGUUUAUCAGUAAGGAACUUGUUAGUUGCCUUACGCAGGCAGAAGAAGGAUUACAUGCUGUGGUUUUGGUUCUGUCAAUGAGAACUCAGAUUUCCAAAGAAGAAGAGGAUGCUCUUCGUGCACUACUGGUCCUCUUUGGGAGUAGAAUCCUUGACUAUUUGGGAAAGUAA
Molecule: messenger RNA, 183 nt
Organism: Arabis nemorensis
Lineage: Eukaryota; Viridiplantae; Streptophyta; Magnoliopsida; Brassicales; Brassicaceae
Source: the annotation of a GenBank genome assembly